Messenger RNA from Copidosoma floridanum, 1702 nucleotides. RefSeq names its product Elongator complex protein 4 (gene Elp4). Gene Ontology annotation, cellular component: transcription elongation factor complex; elongator holoenzyme complex; cytoplasm. NCBI's taxonomy places the organism in Eukaryota, Metazoa, Arthropoda, Insecta, Hymenoptera, Encyrtidae. The record is from RefSeq and is a predicted model, not a curated record. Gene Ontology annotation, biological process: tRNA wobble uridine modification.
GAUCACGCAUUUAUAUAUAUUUUUUUUUUAUCAAAUAAAUAAUACAUAAUUAGCCAUGUAUAUUCGUUGAUGUGUUUGAAUUUAACAAAAAAUUAACGACGCAUGGUAGUAAUAUUUGGAAUCGAAUCACAAAAAUUAUUAUGUUAUUUCACUUUGGCAUACAUUAAAUAAUAAUAUAAAAUGUCAUCCAACGCAAAAAUCAAAAGAUCCACUUUGCCAGGCAUACCUGGAACCAAACCUGCAACUAGCAAUGCACAACUUUUAGUUUCUACAGGUAUUCCAUCACUCGACCAGUUCAUAGGUGGUGGUCUGCCCAUUGGAUCAAUUCUUUUGCUUGAGGAAGAUGCCUACAACACGUAUUCAAAAAUAAUGUUCAAAUAUUUCAUUGCUGAGGGAAUAGUCAAUAAUCAUUCAAUAUUCUUAGCUUCUCAGGACACAAAACCAUCAAAUAUACUAUCCGAUUUACCAGCCCCUGUGAGUACAGAGGUACCUCAGGCAAAAAGUAUUAGUACAGAUAAAAAUGAUGAAAUGAAAAUUGCGUGGCGCUAUCAAAAUAUGAAGGUCUGUGAUUCAUCUUCAAAGGAUGUUUCAGUGUUUGGGCACUAUUACGAUCUUACAAAAACAAUGGAAAGUGCAACUUUGGAUGGUGCAGAUGUUACAAAGUGGGAUGGCGAAAACAUUGAAUUGAAAUCUGUUGUUUUUGAAAAUCAAGUUUACAUGGAUUUACUGUUAAGCAUUGAAAAGACUAUAAAAGAAGGAAACUUUUUUGUUUCCCAAGAAGUGAAAAAAAGAAAUAUUUUACGGAUUUGCAUCAGUUCUUUAGGCUCCAGACUGUGGCUGUGUGAUUCGGAAGAACAAACCAACAAAGAUCUUUUAAAAUUUUUAUACAUGUUUAGAACCCUAUUGAGAGAAUCUUUCACAGUUGCCAUCCUAACAGUCCCUGUUCAUAAUUACAAUGAUCAUUCCACUGGAGUCAUACAGAGAAUAGAGCAUCUGUCAGAUGUAGUGAUUGGCAUAGAAUCCUUUGUUGGCUCGACAAAAGAAACCAAUCCUGUUUUCAAGGACUACCACGGCCUGUUACAUAUAAAGAAACUUCCUGCCUUCAACACACUAGUGUGCCACGAAUUGCUAUUCUCCGAUUUGGCGUUCAAACUGCGUCGAAAAAAGUUCCUCGUCGAGGUCUUGCACUUGCCACCCGAACUUGGAGAUACGACUCAGAGAGAGCAGGACGAGGUUCCAACAGUCGGCUGUGGAAAGUCAUCGAGCGGGCAUAAGUUGGACUUUUGAAUAAAUAACAAUAUUAAAUAACGUGAGUGCAACGCACGUUCUAUCUGCGCAGAGGCGUGCACCACGAAACACGAAACGCAGCGGCGGCGGCGAAAAUUAACGCAGAUACACGCCCCAUUUAUGGACUGACCGAAGAAAGAACCAGAGCAAAAGAGUUGAAUAAAUGCAAAGGCAGGAGAUAGGCUUGUUGAGCAUUUACAAUGCAAUCCGCACCGGAGCGCGAGCCUGUUGUACGCGUGAAAAGUGCACCGCGUGGCUGAACUGAUUUCAGAGAGAGUCUGUCGAUUUUCCACGCUUUUCAUCUCCAGUGCCUAUACAUUUUUACACUCACUCCUGUUUCGACAUCUCUACCUGUUUGGGCCAUGUAUAUUUUUCUACAAAGCUGAUUUUGAAAUAAAUAUCAAAUUGAUGUUGA